Ficedula albicollis (Collared flycatcher) is the source of this 906-nucleotide messenger RNA. It is a transcript of the gene ACYP2, whose product is annotated as acylphosphatase 2. The coding region runs from base 88 to 399 and encodes 103 amino acids. The transcript is spliced from 5 exons. The record is from RefSeq and is a predicted model, not a curated record. Lineage: Eukaryota; Metazoa; Chordata; Aves; Passeriformes; Muscicapidae. Gene Ontology annotation, molecular function: acylphosphatase activity.
AAGCUUGAGCCUCUUGCGCUCCCGUCCGGGCGCCGCUGUCCGCGGAGCACCGGCGGCCGCCGCAGCGGCUCUUCCUCCGCUGCUGCCAUGUCCGGCCUGGCCAAAGCCUCCGGCGCGCUCAAAUCCGUGGAUUACGAAGUGUUCGGGCGGGUGCAAGGUGUUUGUUUCAGGAUGUACACAGAGCAGGAAGCCAAGAAAUUAGGAGUGGUUGGCUGGGUUAAAAACACCAGCCAAGGAACCGUGACGGGCCAAGUUCAGGGCCCAGAAGAGAGAGUGAAUGAAAUGAAAUCCUGGCUGAGCAAAGUUGGAAGCCCAAGUUCCCGCAUCGAUAAAACAAGCUUUUCCAACGAGAAGGAGAUUUCCAAGCUUGACUUCUCGGAUUUCAACACUAGAUACUAACAGGAGGGCACCUCACUGAGCACAAAACUGACAUUUCUGCUGCAUGAUAUUUUCUGUGCCUCCAUCAAAUGUCGCGAGAGCAUUGGGAUGCUUUUCUGUGCUAGAGAUAAAUGUAAAUGCUCCCUGUUCUCACCAAGUAAGAAUUCCUGGUUGCUGUGUUAGACAUCUUACACCAUGAAUGUCAACAUUUAGUGUUUAAAAUGCCAAUAUCUAAUUUACUGCAGCUUUGAAAGACAGAUAAAAGCUUAGUGCUGGUGGUUAUUUGUGCACAAUAAGACUUGUUACAUACAACCAGAUGGUACCUAAUCUUUACACUGAGAGUCAUAUUUUGGAUGAAAAAUAAUAAUAAAUUUAUGUUCUACUGUUUGUAAUCUCACAAAAAAUACAUAACCAGAGAACUGGAACACUUGAGAGUUCUGUGUAACAAGUCUAUUACAGACCAGGCUCUUUGUGGUAAUUAAUAAAGUUAUAGUGGUAAUUUGAAAUAAAUACAUUGUUUCAAACUAG